AUGCGUUGUCUGGACACACACACCGGGGAGUUCGUCGACAUCAAUCCAGAGUGGACGAACUAUGCCAUAUUGUCGCAUACCUGGAACGAAGGCGGAGAGCAGACGUAUACCGAGCUGAGGGAGAUCCAGAAGCGUUGCUGUUCCAGAGGACAUCCUCCACAGGGAGGAGCGAGGGGUCUCCCUCCAUUCUUAUCCUCUUCCCUGGAGGUACCGUCAGGUAGUACGGUGGCCUCCGUAUCACCGGCUAACAAGGGGAGGUUGAUUCCGUACGAUGACACCAACCUCAGACCGGCAAGGCGCGGAUCUACGCAGGAUGACUCAGCCACAUCACACGCGGAAGAGCCCAGCCUACACCGUUCCCUAAGAGAACUGUGGUCAUCUAUUCUGCUCAUCUUCACCCUGCUCAGCUACCUUUACUUCGGCCCAUCCCCGGGCUCUUCAGAAGCUGCUCCUCUCUCUGACGAAUCUCGGAUGCCACAAUGCUCCAUCUGGGACGAUCCCGAUCUCGCGCGAAAAAUUCGAGAGGCCUGCAGGGUAGCCCGCGAGGCUGGUUACCAGUACCUAUGGAUCGACUCGUGUUGCAUCGACAAGGCAAGUAGCUCAGAGUUGUCCGAGGCGAUCAAUUCAAUGUAUGACUGGUACGGCCGUGCGGAGGUGUGUUAUGUCUACCUAGCCGACGUGUCCUCCGGCGAGGAUCCUUACGCAUGCCAGUCCUCCUUCCGGUCGAGCCGAUGGCAUAGGCGCGGGUGGACGCUCCAGGAGCUUAUUGCUCCCCGCGCGGCGAUCUUUCUCUCGAAGGAUUGGGAGAGCAUCGGAUCAAAGCACGCUCUAGCUGCGCUUGUAGAGGAAAUCACGAUGAUCCCUCGGGAGGCUCUACUCCACCUGGAGUCGCUCGAUGAGUACAGCGUAGCCGAGCGACUCUCGUGGGCAGCCCAGCGGGAGACAACACGAGCGGAAGAUCGAGCCUACUCACUUCUCGGGAUCUUCGACAUCAAUAUGCACACGCUAUAUGGCGAGGGCGAGCGCGCUUUCCGACGGUUGCAAGAGGAGAUCUUGCGGCGAGUGCCCGACCAGAGCCUGUUUGCAUGGGGGAAUGUCUAUGCAGAUACCGAGGCACACCAGGACCUUGCCCAGUGCCCGUUGCUCCAGGCUGCUAACAGCAUCACAUGCGGAAUAUCCGAUGACGUAUCCGAGACGGCUCUUUUCGCUCCGCACCCUGAGAAGUUGACCAAGGGUGGUAAGAUCAGAGCAGUGUCUCAUAACGACGUCUUCCGCCGUCUCCGACUCGCCCACCUUCCUGUCACGCAAUACGUCUCCACCCCUCACGGCAUCCAGAUGCAGAUCCCAGUCAUACCACUAGCUCGCUGUCUUCGUCAUGGUGCCGUGCAAGACUCCGAGCACACUCUGCAAUCCCGAUGGUAUCUGGCCAUACUCGGGUGCGAGCACGUUGACCACCCCGGCGCCCUGCUUGGGCGGGUCUGCUACAUCCCUUCGUCCGAGUCAGGCAUCGACCACCUGUACUGCGGAUUUGCUGGUCCAGGGCAUUUGUACAUGCAUUUCAACCUUUUCCCCUUGUCAUCGGCCACCAUGGAACGCUGUCAUGAGGAUAUUCAGCUCAAGACAGUGUACAUAUCCCACCCAAUACGCGCUACCCUACAACCAGGGACAGCUCGCUAUGAGCCACACGAGAAGGUCAAUCUCGUUCUGCGGAGGAAGACUCGAGACGCUCUACGCACCGAAGGGUACACGGCUGAACUCCGCGGUCCGGAUCAGGAGGAACCCACCACUCAUUGGCUAACACUUUCCAGCGACGACCACAUCAUAACCAUCGUGUACCGGCAGACCCUGGACGAUGAUAGCAAAGAACUGACCGUCGAGGCCCAUGUGACGAUGUCGCGACCCUCCCUCAAUUCGUCUGGGGAUGUGCAGAUAGUUUAUAGAUCCGUGAAGUGGAGGGAGAGUGUGUAUUCUGCACCGUGGGGCAGUCUACUCAGCAGCAGGGAAAUCAUGCUCGCCGUCGCGCCUAGGAAGCUCACUGUGACGCUUGGUCUGGACUGGGCGACAUCAUCACAUUACUUCUUACGCGUCGAAAUCAACUCCAGACCGCUCUUAGUCACACCAGCCACGUCCCUCGAGCUGGCACAGGAUGAAGUGUGUCGAACGCCAGGAUCCGGUGGAAGAGGAGUGGGCUUGCAGGUCAUUGGGGCUGAUGGGAAGGAAGCGUAA
Messenger RNA from Dichomitus squalens LYAD-421 SS1, 2226 nucleotides. Its product is annotated as HET-domain-containing protein. The transcript is spliced from 2 exons. Bases 1 to 2226 code for a protein of 741 amino acids. The record is from RefSeq and is a predicted model, not a curated record. NCBI's taxonomy places the organism in Eukaryota, Fungi, Basidiomycota, Agaricomycetes, Polyporales, Polyporaceae.